Messenger RNA from Xenopus laevis (African clawed frog), 1966 nucleotides. It is a transcript of the gene casp1.L, whose product is annotated as caspase 1 L homeolog. Gene Ontology annotation, biological process: regulation of apoptotic process; proteolysis; regulation of inflammatory response. NCBI's taxonomy places the organism in Eukaryota, Metazoa, Chordata, Amphibia, Anura, Pipidae. The record is from RefSeq and is marked provisional. Gene Ontology annotation, cellular component: AIM2 inflammasome complex; plasma membrane; IPAF inflammasome complex. Gene Ontology annotation, molecular function: cysteine-type endopeptidase activity; cysteine-type peptidase activity.
UUUAUCCUGUGUACAUUAUAGCUGCAUUGCUGCUCGCCAGAUAUGACAGCUCAACUGAAUAAAGUGCGCAGAGCCAUUAUAGAUGGAUGUAACCCUGCAAUGAUAAGUGAUUUACUAGAUGAUUUGCGAGAAAAAAAUGUACUUGUGGACUCCGAAGUGGAACACAUCAAAGAGAGCAAUAACACAAACAGGGACAGAUGCCGGGCCAUGAUUGACAGUGUAAAGAAAAAAGGAGACGACCCAAGCAAUAUUCUACUUGAGAGCUUGGUGAAGAAUCACAAAACUCUCGCCAAAAGCCUGGGACUCCACGAACCUCCUAUGGCACCCGUGCCCAUUCAAGAACAUAAUGCGGAUACAAUUAAGAACAAAGACAUCAAAGGUGUAAUUCCUUGUUCUGCUGAAGAAUUCAAGAAAAUUCAGGACACUCAAGGAGAUAAGAUUUAUGAUGUGCGGAAGCGUGAAGGACGGAAGGGCUUGGCUCUUAUAAUCUGCAAUGAAAAGUUUGAGAAUCUGAACGAGCGCCAUGGAGCCAAGGUUGAUCUGGAUGGGAUGACCAAAUUACUAAAUGAAUUAGGAUACCAAGUCCAUCCACAUACAAACUUGACAAAAACAGAAAUGGUGAAGGUGAUGAAGGAGUUUGCUGCCCAGGAGGAGCAUGCAGAUUCAGACAGCACCUUCAUAGUUCUGAUGUCUCAUGGAGAUAGGCAGGGAGUCUGUGGGACAGACAGCAAGAAGACAGAAAAAGAAAAAGGACAGUAUGAGGUGACUAACCUGCUGGAGAUCGAUGAAAUCUUUUCUACAUUCAAUAAUGUCAAUUGCUCUAAAUUGCGGAACAAACCGAAAGUCAUCAUUAUUCAGGCCUGCCGUGGGGAAAAUAAAGGUGGAUUAUUAGUCCGUGAUGAUGUGGCUUCGCCCCCUCUGGAAGAUGAUGGGCUCCAUUUUGUCCAGAGAGAGGCAGACUUUAUAUGCUUCUGUUCUUCAACUCCAGACACUGUUUCUUGGAGAGAUCCUACAAAGGGUUCCGUGUUCAUCACACAUCUGAUUGAGAAAAUGAAUGAAUACGCUCAUUGCCAACCACUGGGGGAUAUCUUUCUUGAAGUGCAGUCCUUGUUUAAGGAUAAAUGCCCAAACUCACGCUCACAGAUGCCCACACAAGAGAGAUGUACACUGACAAAGAAAUUUUACCUUUUCCCAGGCUACUAAUGUAAGGAAUUAAUGAAUGGAUUAAAGAACAUCAAGAGCUUUUUGUUUAGGUUUUUUCCCUCUGCAGCAAAAUGGGUUAAAGAAGAACUAAAGACUAACUAAAGAUGAUAGCCAGAAAUGUUGUACAUUAUGUUUUGUGCUUCUGUACCAGCCCAAGGCAAACACAGCCCUUUAGCAGUAAAGAUCUGUGUCUCCAAAGAUGCCCCAGUAGCUCCUCAUCUUCUUUUCUGCUGAUUCACUGCACAUGCUCUGUGCUGCUGUCACUUACUGAGCUUAGGGACCCACUUACAAUAUAUAGUACACAUAGAAUAUAAUUGUCACAAUAUAAGGCUUUAUUAAUACAGAUAAUUACUACAUCGCAGCUCAGAAACCAGUGCAAUUAGCAUCAGAAUUUAACAAUCAGCCCUGUAGCAUCUGUUUAUAUUACAGACAAACCCCCCUAAGCUUAGCUUCUCAACAGCUGCUCAGAGCCCACCGAGUAUGUGAAAGUCGCAGACACUUUUCAAGAUGGUGACCCCCUGUGACAAGUUUGAAGUUCUGGAUCAUUGCUGCUAUUGACAAGCUGAAACUUUAGGCUGGUGCAAUAAGUUCAGUAUAUAAAAUAUGGCAUUUUUGGCCAUAUUCAUUUUCAGGCUUUAGUUCUCCUGUAAGUGUUUAGGGGUGUCUCUUAUUCCUUACAACAUGACGGUAGCAUUUAAACAUUUUUACCACUGUGCCUUAAAAUAAUGAGCAAUAUUAAAAUAAAAAUACAUUUUUAAAAAGA